AAUCAGUCACGUGACAACUAUUCCCGCGCGUCGGCGUGUAUCAGUUAUCCCAUUGUGAAUGUACCCUAAGUACUUGUUUUGUGUCAGUCCAAAAUCAUGGCAGCAUUGUUGAUCAGAACGUGUCUAAAACGAAGUAUUCCAAAAAGUCUCCUAUGUGAUAAAUUUUCAAAUGACUGCAAUGUUAAAUUAAGCAUUGCUCUUCUUGAUACAACAUGUUUGCAAUGCAAUUGCUAUCACAGUACACCUGUUCUUUGGAAAAAAAGAAAAACUACAGAACAGAAGAGAAAGUUACUGAAAUUAAAGGAACUGGAAUUACUUAAUCCAAAACAAAAAAAAAAAAGCGAAAUAAUUUCUGUAUGGAGAAAUAUGACAGUAAAAGAAUUGGCUGCAUCGGCAGGUAGACCUAUCGAUGAGAUCUUGGAUGCACUCUUUUUUGUCGACAACCAAAAUGUUUAUGAUCAGAAAUCUAUCUUCAGUGAUUUGCCUGUUUUAUAUGAAACUGUCAAGAAGCUUGGAGCAAAAGUCAAAGUUAUAGCUCGUCCUGAUAUAAAAGAGACUGAUGACAAUGAUGAAGGUUGCGAUGCAGUGAAACCUCCUCCACCUGAUCCAGCAGAUCUGGUAAAGAGACGUCCAGUGAUUACAAUAAUGGGACAUGUUGAUCAUGGAAAAACUACAUUGUUAGAUUCUUUAAGGCAUUCGUCAGUUGUAGAUUCAGAAUUUGGAGGAAUCACCCAACAUAUUGGAGCGUUUAAUGUUACCUUAGAAAAUGGUGAAAAAAUGACUUUUUUGGAUACUCCUGGUCAUGCUGCUUUUAGUACAAUGAGAGCAAGGGGGGCAAACAUAACUGAUAUUGUUAUUCUUGUUGUGGCGGCUGAUGAUGGAGUCAUGGAGCAGACCGUACAAAGUAUAAACAUGGCAAAAAAUGCUAAUGUUCCAAUAGUAGUUGCUGUGAAUAAAAUAGACAAACCAAAUGCAAACAUUAAAAGAACACAUCAAAUGUUAGCUGAGCAUGGCAUUCAUGUUGAAGAUCUUGGUGGUGAUGUUCAAAGCGUUAAUAUUUCUGCUUUACAAGGAACAAAUCUAAAUCAGUUGAUGGAUGCAGUAUUAGCACAAGCUGAAAUUAUGUCUUUAAAAGGAGAUCCAAAAGGGCCAGUAGAAGGUGUUGUUAUAGAAGCAACUUCUGAUCUUCACCGAGGAAAACUCGCAACCGCCCUAAUUCAGCGUGGCACUCUUAGAAAGGGAGACGUUUUAGUUUGUGGCUUGGCAUGGGCUAAAGUUCGAUCCAUGUUUGACCACUCUGGAUCAAUUAUUUCUCAAGCUGGACUUUCAGAUGCUGUACAAAUUAUCGGUUGGCGCGAUUUACCAGUAGCUGGAGAUGAAAUUUUAGAAGUCGAAAGUGAGAGAAGAGCUCACAUGGUUAUGAAGUACAGACAUGCAAAACUUGGUGAAUCUAAAUCUGUAGAGCAAAAAAUAGUUGCUGAUGAAAAACAUCAAGAACACCUAAUAGAAUAUGAGAAGAAAGUUCAAAAGAAGCGGCUAUUAGGAUAUAGAAAACUUAAAAGGGAGGGUCCAAGAGAAAAAGAGAAUGUUGAAGAUACUUUCCCAAGAGUCAACGUAAUUAUCAAAGGUGAUGUACUAGGUUCCGUGGAAGCAAUAUUGGACGUUCUUGAAACUUACGGUGACGAAAAGAGAUGCAAACUGUCGGUUGUUCACUACGGCGUUGGACAGGUUACAGAAACUGAUCUCGAUCUGGCAAAAACGUUUGAUGCUGUUGUAUACUGUUUCAAUACUAAGGUACCAAAAAAUCUUUCACAAUUAAUUAAUACAGAGGGUAUAAAGGUUCGUUAUCACAAUGUUAUAUACAGACUGAUAGAUGACUUAAAAUUAGAAAUCAACAAUAAACUUCCACUAGUCACAGUAGAAGAAGAAAUUGGCGUGGGAACUGUAUUACAAGAGUUUGAAAUUAACGAAAAGCGAAAGAAAGUCAAAGUGGCAGGCUGUCGUUGUACGAAAGGUUCGUUCAAGAAAUCAGCUCUCUUUAAGGUCAUUCGAAAUGGUGUAGUUAUUUACAAUGGUAAGUCGUCUUCUAUAAGACAUUUAAAAGAAGAAGUAGAAAACGUUAAAACCAACAUGGAAUGCGGAAUAAAACUAGACGGCGCUCAAGUCGAAUUUAAGCAAGGUGAUGAAAUUAUUUGCUACAAGCUAGUCGACAAAAUCGACGAGACUGACUGGAAUCCUGGAUUUUAAAUAAUCGUCAACAAUAUCUCGUAAUUCCUUUUUUUUUCAAAGGCCAUUAUAUUACAUAUUACUUCAAAUAAUGAGUUCCUGUUUUCAGACCAGUGACAAUAAAGUAAAAAAUAUGAUA
This is a messenger RNA of Nasonia vitripennis (jewel wasp), 2365 nucleotides long. RefSeq names its product translation initiation factor IF-2, mitochondrial (gene mIF2). Bases 97 to 2247 code for a protein of 716 amino acids. NCBI's taxonomy places the organism in Eukaryota, Metazoa, Arthropoda, Insecta, Hymenoptera, Pteromalidae. The record is from RefSeq and is a predicted model, not a curated record. Gene Ontology annotation, biological process: translational initiation. The transcript has 11 exons. Gene Ontology annotation, molecular function: GTP binding; translation initiation factor activity; GTPase activity.